CUGGUUCCAGGAGGAUGAGAGCCCUUGUUCUGACACCUGUGUCUGAUUCCAGGGCCUACAGAUCCACUCUGGACUACACCAAACGAAGUCUGGGGAUUUUCAUUGACCUCCAGAAGAAAGAGGAGGCGCAUGCCUGGCUGCAAGCAGGGAAGAUCUACUACAUCCUGCGGCAGAGCGAGCUGGUGGACCUGUACAUCCAGGUGGCACAGAAUGUGGUCCUGUACACAGGCGACUCCAACCUGGGCUUGGAGCCGUUUGAGGCAGCUGGAGACAUCUUCUUCAACGAGGCCUGGGAGUGGGAGAAAGCCGUGUCCUUCUACCAGUGAUCUCACCGGGAAUGAUAUUGACCGUGCCCCUGCCCGGGACAAACGCUCGGGUCUGGACAUGACAGUGGCUCUACCCUUUGCAGCUGAUGAUCUCAAGCAACCAUGAGCGGGAAGUCCUGUCCCCAUCUUCCAGAUGAGGAAGCUGAGGCUCAGAGAGUCACAGAGACAUGUCAAAGGGCACACAGCAUGUCAGUGGGAGACCCAGGGCCAGGGCCCAGACCUGCAUGCACCCCGAAACGGGGACGGCUUCUCCCUUCCUCUGAGCUCACGGUGUGGCUCAGCUCUGGGCACAGAGAAAUGUGGAGUUUUUAGAGCAGAGAGGAGUGCUGGCUCCCCCCAGUCAGACCCCCGGUGCCCUGGUGGGAGAGGCUGGUCUGAGGCUGCCAGGUGUAGCUGGAUGGGCCUCAGAUGACUCUUCAGCCCCCAACUUGGGUGUCUGAACCGUGCGUUAUCCCAGAGCACAGAGCUCUGUGGAGGUGCAGGGGUAACUGGGGCGUGGGAAGCUCUCCAAGCACAUGUUUGAGCUCUGAGGAGGGCGCUGGGCAAGGUGGGUGCUGCAGGAAGCCUGCCUCCACCUGCCUGUGUGGUAGGACCGAGUCCUACCCCUGGCAGUGACUACUGGCAACUGCAAGGUGAGCCGCAGCUGUGCAACAAGCCGGUGGCACUGCUGGCCAUGCUGGAGGAGCCCCAGGAGGGCUUGGAAUUUGCCCACAUGGCCCUAGCUGUCAGCAUCACUCUGGGUAAGUCCCCUGAGCGCCCGCCCUGCCAGGACCCACACUUUGCCAGAGCCGAGCCUCCAUGUCUGCAGGGCAGGAGCUGAAACAGCUGCUGGAUUUUCCCGGUCUCCUGUCCAGGCAGACAGAUCUGCCCAGCUGGCUUCCCUGUCUGGCCGUGGGGCACAGCCCGAGGUCUCUCACGUAGCGCAGAGCUCCCUGCCUGGCUGAGCUCUGCUUCCUCUGUCUCUUCCCGCUGCUGAUCACAAGGGCCGCCCAGUGUGCCCUCUGCCUUCCAGACAUGCCAGGCAUCUCGGUCCCUGUAUGUGCCAGGCUGAGUGGCACAUUCCCUUUGUCUUGUGCCCUUUCCACCCUCAUCAACCACACAACUCUCUGGCUGAUGAAAUCCCAGUUCCCCUUCCAGCAGCCUGCCCCUUAAGGCCGGGCAUCCCCUGGUGCUGUGCCAGGUCGUCUGUCCUCCUCCAGAGACAGGGAACCCUGGGCAGGCCGCAUGCCCCAGCGCCUUGUGCCCUGGGGCCCAGUACAGAGUAGGUGUGCAGCUGUGUGGGAAUGCAUUGAAUGCAGGCUCCACGGCACUCGCCCUGCAAAGGGGAGGACAUCAGAGACAGCCUAGCUGGGUUUGCGCAACUGUGGGGGGACCUGGAGCUCAGGCACGCAGUGACUCCCCAAGAUAAGAGGCUCUGAUCGUGACACACCCAGGAGGAGUCGGAUGUCACGUCUGUGGGUUGCAUGGAGCCGGGGUGCCCGGGAGCACCUGGACUGCAUGGGUUUUGGGCUCCCCUGGUUAAAACCAGUGAGCAAAGGCAGGUGGCUAUGUGUAGGCACAGAGCUGGGCCAUCCAAGUCCGACUUUGCCAAAGCCUCACAGUAGACAGGGGCAGGCCUUAUUAGUUCUGCUUUACAGAUGGGAAAGUGAGUCUGGGAACCCGGAAGGGACUGGCCAGUGCUGCCCAGGUGACCGCAGGUGUCUGGAGGCAAGCCAGGUGCUGCCCGGGGUCUGCAUACCUGCUCCUGAGGGGCCUGUGCCUGACUGCCCCAGGGAGCCACGUCCUC
This is a messenger RNA of Rhinopithecus roxellana (golden snub-nosed monkey), 2112 nucleotides long. Its product is annotated as SH3 domain and tetratricopeptide repeat-containing protein 1-like. The coding region runs from base 15 to 326 and encodes 103 amino acids. The transcript has 3 exons. The record is from RefSeq and is a predicted model, not a curated record. Lineage: Eukaryota; Metazoa; Chordata; Mammalia; Primates; Cercopithecidae.